Molecule: messenger RNA, 3065 nt
Organism: Vicia villosa (hairy vetch)
Lineage: Eukaryota; Viridiplantae; Streptophyta; Magnoliopsida; Fabales; Fabaceae
Exons: 2
Coding region: 407-1573 (388 amino acids)
Biological process (GO): regulation of DNA-templated transcription; chloroplast organization
Cellular component (GO): chloroplast
Molecular function (GO): double-stranded DNA binding
Source: RefSeq, a predicted model, not a curated record
UCUUCUCUCUCAUUACCUUUUUCUUUUUCUUCAUGUACUUCAUUGUUUACGAAGUGUGUGGUUGCAUCUUCCAACAAUUCUCUAUUGAAACUCCAUAAAAUCACCACCACUUAUCCCUGUUCACUUACACUAGUUUAUUCAUUUACACUAGUUUAUUAGUACUACAAAUUGAAGUGAAAUGUUAAUUGGAUGACCGAGUGAAACCCCCUAGGCAAGCUACACCAUGAAGUCACCAUUUUCGGCACCCAGCAGAAGAACAAACAAACCGGAGGUAUUACUAAUCUGAGAGACAAAAAUAAAACAAUUGUAUUCCUCUUCAUUCCAUUGAAUUUGAACCCUUCAUAUUUCUUUCAAACAAUUUUCUCAGUAUUAUUCUUUCAAUUUUCACUCCAUCAAUCAAUCAAUCAUGUUCAACUUCCCUAGAACCCUAAUUUAUCUCAAAACCGUAACACCACUAUCCCCAAACCCUAAUCCUCUUCUCCACCGCUACACAUCACUAUUUUCUCUUCAUUUCUCCACCAACACUUCCGAUUCAACCUCGUUUGCAGUCUCCUACCUCAUCCAUAAUUUCGGAUUCUCCCCGCAAUCUGCUUCCAAACUUUGCUCCAAUUACCGUCUUCAAUUCAACACAUCCCAAAACCCUGACUCUGUUCUCACAUUCUUCAUAAACCACAAUUUCUCACAUUCCCAACUCCGUCAUAUCAUUGAAAAAGCACCAUGGCUACUUUCCUGCAACCCCUCCAAAAGGAUCUUACCAAAGUUUCAAUUUUUACUCUCCAAAGGCGCUUCUAACUCCGACAUUGUUAACCUCGUCAGUAAGAACCCUUUCGUCCUCAAAUCAAGCCUCAAGAAUCAAAUAAUCCCAACCUAUGAAUUGGCCUAUAGAUUCUUACAAUCCGACAAGGACACUAUUGCCUGUGCGUUUCAAAACCCGUAUUUCUUCGGAGACAAUCUCGUGCCGCAUAACAUAAAAUUGUUGAUUGAGAAUGGAGUGGCAGACUCAAACAUUGCAAGAUUGCUUCAGGACCAAAGUCGGAUAUUCAAGGAACCUAACAUGCUGAAGUUAGUGAAAGAAUUAAAGGAUUUGGGAUUUAAUCCUUCAAAAACAGAGUUUGGUAUCGCAUUGAAAGCCAAAAUAUCGGUAUCAAAAACCAAGUGGAAAGACAAAGUUGAUGCAUUUAAGAAAUGGGGAUGGUCUGAUGAACAUGUUGUUGAAGCAUUUAGAAAGCAGCCUUAUUGUAUGUUAGUAUCCGUUGUUAAAAUUAAUUUAGUCAUGAGUUUUUGGGUCGAUCAGUUCGGCUGGGAUGCACUUAUCCUACCCAAGAAACCAAUGUUUUUUUUGUUAAGUUUGGAAAAGAGGAUAAUUCCAAGGGCUCAUGUCGUGCAAUUUCUGCUUAAGAAUGGCUUGCGAAAAAAGAAUGCAGGCUUAACAUAUCCAUUUGUAGUGACUGAGAAGAGUUUUCUUGAUAGGUUUAUAAAACGUUACGAGAAUGAGUCUUCUUAUCUAUUAAAGCUGUAUGAGGAAAAGCUCAAUCUUGCAUGCACCACCGACGACAAAACAUGCAUAUCAUGAUCAGAUUUUCAGCUAUAACCAUAGUUAUAGUAGCUGUGUAAUUGUGAAGACCUCUUAUUCAUCAGAAUUGAAGCUGCACUUAUUGUGAAGACUUCUCUUACUAGUUAGCAUUAUGCUUUAGAUUGGUAACUAAUUCUUAUGAUUUCUAAAGACUUUUCCUUUUGGUUCUCUAAACAUUGGUGUUUCGGGAAGAUUAGCUAGUUUCAGCAUUUUUGUUAUCUUUAUGAGCCAAUAAGGUACAUUGCUUUAUAUUAUUUUUCUGUUUAGGAGAAUAUCUUAUCCACCUCGAAGAUGUUCUUUUCAUCUUUUCCUUUGAAUUCUAUAUUAUCUGUUUAUAAAUAAUGAAUUGGAAGGUGAGAAUGUAAAUGGUUUUAGUUCAAAUUUAGAGGUGACGUAAAAUCGGGGGUUGGUAAUCCCAGAGAUUGGCCUGUUAGUGAAGGUUUUGGUCCUGAGAGGGUGCUAUUUUCAAAAUGUUAGGUUCGAAUCCCGCUAGGUGCUAAUAAUUUUUGUGUUGGGCGUAAGUCCAUACAGAGCUUACCUCUGACUCUAAAUGGAUCAUUGCAAGUGGACGUUGAGAAUGGUGAUAGAGCUUACCUCUGAAUUAGUCGGUUGUAAGGCCGGAUACAAAGUUUGCAAAAUAAAAAAACUGGGUGGUGGUAGUAAUGACGAUGCAAGUGGUGAAUGGUGAUAGAGACUUUUCAAGUGGAUCAAAAUGUAACAAGAGUGUGGUGAAAACAACAGGAACAAGAACUUAGAGUGGUGCGGUGAUGGUGAAACAACCUCAAGAUGUGAAGAAGUCAAACAGAAUUCUCUCAACAGUGCGGACAACCAUACUUUGUGCCAAUUGGUCACUUAAUUGAUUGAAGAAUCAUAAAGUAAUAGAAUACUCAUUUUAAAAUUAUCCACAACCUCCGUGAAGGAAAUCAAAGUUCAAAUUAUAUGACAAAGCUAGGCGAAUCUACUAACAAGAAUCACCUCAUUCACACCUUCCUUCUUCCAAAAUUGAGUUAGAUCCUUUCAACAUCAACUGAUGUUGAAGGAAUUUUUUUUUUAAGAAUUUAAUUUUUUCCCCCUCUUUUUAUUUGUUUUGUUUUGUAACCAAAAAAGGUGUUAACUCUAAUGGUUUGUUUAUUUUAAGUGAAAUUGAAAAAAGAAAUAUCAAGGGAAGUGAUUGCCUAACUUUAGCACGCAGGUUACCCGACUUUGAGUGCAUAUAUGAACUACAUGAUCAAUUUUAUGCAUUUUUUCAAGCUUCGAUUUUUCCUAUUUCAAAUGUAUUUUCAAAAAACCCAAUUAAGAUCUUUGUGUUUAUUUGGAUUUAAUGAAAAAAGUGAGUGUGGUGCUCCUUGCAAUGUCCUAAAUGAUUUUUCUAGUGAAAAAAAAAACUUUCUUUACACACAUUGAAGAGAAACAUUUUUUUGAGCUAAAAGAAAUAACUUAAUUUAAUUUCUUAAUAGAAAGUUUAAUUCUCCAUUUUUAUUCAUGAAAAGAA